AAAAUUAACCUAUUAUCCCCCAAAAAACAAUUUAAAAUCAUAUUCCUUUUUUUUUUCUUGAAUAUUUGAGACAAAAUAUAACCACCCCAAAUCUUAGCUUUGACAUAAUUUUUUCUUAUACCCUUAAUUACAAUCAUUUACCUAACUAAUCAUCGAAAAAUAAAAAUAAAAAAUUAACAACCCCCACCUCACCCUUUUCUUUCUUUGACAUUUUCCUCUUUCUUUUUUCUCUCUAAAAUUCAUUUCCUUUUUUUUUCUUUUUUUCUUUUUUUCCUCUCUAAUGGUUUAUUUUCCUCUUUUAUUUCUCUUUCACUAGGUUAUUAAUUGAUGAUUUUGGUGAUUUGAAAUGAAUUUUGGUGAAAAUUAAUACAAAGGAAUUGCUAUAAUGGGUUAUUUGAAUUCGGUAUUGUCAUCUUCUUCUAAUCAAAUUCAUGCUGAUGAUGCCCCUGUUAGUGGUGGUGGAUUAAGUCAGAACGGGAAGUUUAGCUAUGGAUAUGCUAGCUCCCCGGGGAAAAGGUCCUCCAUGGAGGAUUUCUACGAGACAAGAAUUGAUGGCGUUGAUGGAGAGGUUGUUGGUCUCUUUGGAGUUUUUGAUGGUCAUGGAGGUGCUAGGGCUGCAGAAUAUGUGAAGCACAACCUUUUCAGCAACCUGAUAAGGCAUCCGAAAUUUAUCUCUGACACCAAAUCAGCCAUAGCUGAUGCAUACAGCCAUACAGACUCUGAGUUUCUGAAAUCAGAAAACAAUCAGCACAAAGAUGCUGGAUCGACUGCUUCCACUGCCAUACUUGUUGGCGAUCGUCUACUGGUUGCAAAUGUUGGCGAUUCUAGAGCCGUUAUCUGCAGGGGUGGCACAGCUAUUGCUGUUUCUCGAGACCACAAGCCCGACCAAACAGAUGAGCGACAACGCAUUGAAGAUGCCGGAGGUUUUGUGAUGUGGGCAGGUACCUGGAGAGUGGGAGGUGUACUUGCUGUUUCUCGUGCUUUUGGCGACAGACUCUUAAAGCAGUACGUUGUUGCUGAUCCUGAAAUACAGGAGGAGAAGGUUGAUGGCUCUCUUGAAUUUCUUAUCCUUGCAAGUGAUGGACUCUGGGAUGUUGUAACGAAUGACGAAGCUGUCUCCAUGGUUAAGCCGAUCCAGGAUCCCGAGGAAGCAGCAAAGAGGCUGAUGCAAGAAGCAUAUCAAAGAGGCAGUGCAGACAACAUCACCAUCGUGGUUGUCCGUUUUCUGGGUAACCAAGAAGGUUCAUCACGUGGAGUCUCGGCUUAAGAAGUAAUUCAAUUGCCACCACUUCUAACUCGUGGUAGUUAGAAGACAAGAAAACCCCAUAGGAUGUUACGUAAAUAUUGAAUAUAGAUAGACUUAUGGGAUUAUAUGAUGUAAGGAAUGUUUAGAAUUGAACAUUGUCAAACCUUUUCUCUAACUUGUAAGAAAUGUUCCAAGAGUGAAUCUGGUAGAGUCAAUCCAAAUAUUUGUUGGUGUUCUGUGUUCAA
Molecule: messenger RNA, 1491 nt
Organism: Capsicum annuum
Lineage: Eukaryota; Viridiplantae; Streptophyta; Magnoliopsida; Solanales; Solanaceae
Product: probable protein phosphatase 2C 59
Exons: 9
Coding region: 386-1267 (293 amino acids)
Biological process (GO): protein dephosphorylation
Cellular component (GO): nucleus; cytosol
Molecular function (GO): protein serine/threonine phosphatase activity; cation binding
Source: RefSeq, a predicted model, not a curated record